CACUCUCCACACCAUACCCAUGGCCUGCAACAACAUCUGCACUCCCUGCGGACCCACCCCGCUGGCCAACAGCUGCAACGAGCCCUGUGCCCUGCAAUGCCAGGAUUCCCGCGUUGUUAUCCAGCCUUCUCCCGUGCUGGUUACCCUGCCAGGACCCAUCAUGAGCUCCUUCCCCCAGAACACCGCCGUCGGAUCCACCUCCUCCGCUGCUCUGGGCACUGAGCUCAGUGUGCAGGGACAGCCCAUCUCUGGUGGCUUUGGUGGCUUUGGCCUUGGCUAUGGCCGUGGAUUUGGCUAUGGGCUGGGAGGCCUGGGCUGCUAUGGCAGAAGGGGCGGCUACAUCUGCUAA
This is a messenger RNA of Motacilla alba alba, 349 nucleotides long. Its product is annotated as feather beta keratin-like. Gene Ontology annotation, cellular component: intermediate filament. Gene Ontology annotation, molecular function: structural constituent of cytoskeleton. Bases 20 to 349 code for a protein of 109 amino acids. The transcript has a single exon. Lineage: Eukaryota; Metazoa; Chordata; Aves; Passeriformes; Motacillidae. The record is from RefSeq and is a predicted model, not a curated record.